Molecule: messenger RNA, 318 nt
Organism: Triticum turgidum subsp. durum (durum wheat)
Lineage: Eukaryota; Viridiplantae; Streptophyta; Magnoliopsida; Poales; Poaceae
Source: the annotation of a GenBank genome assembly
AUGCAUCCCGCAACCGCCGCGACGACAUCCUCGUUCCCAGAGGCAUGGACUUCCCUUAAGGCGAACCUAGUGCACGUGGCGCCGGUAUCGUUGAUGCGGGUCGGGCGGCAGUCAUAUCUGCCGCGGCCAGAACCGGCGUCCUCUUCCUCCCUAUCCAGCUUCCUCCCAUGGCUGAGAAGAGGGCUUCGUCAAGGAUCCCAUGACGGAGGUCAACGUGGGAGGCUGCUUCCUCCGAUCCCAGAUCGACCAUCCGUCCAUGGAGGCCAUGAGAGCCACGUGGGCACACACAUGGCUACGCUUCAAGCUGCAGCUCGAUAG